AUGAACGCGUCCGACCCGUUCGUGAUCACCUCCCGCGAGAGGCUCAAGUACGACGAACAGUUCAAGUCCCUGCAGCCGGUUAACGGUGUGGUGACGGGUGGCCAGGCUAAAGGAUUCUUCCUGCAAAGCCAGCUACCCCCACCGAUACUCGGCCAAAUAUGGGCUCUUGCCGAUACAGACGCUGACGGUCGCAUGACACUCGGUGAAUUCAGCAUCGCCUGCAAACUGAUCAACCUGAAACUGCGCGGAUUCGAAGUUCCAAAAACGCUACCACCAACACUCAUCGCAUCGCUCACUGCCGUCGGUGGAACACCCAUCCUCACGCCAACAUCCGGUUUGAGCCCGCUUGAUCCUCUAAAAUCCCUAUCCGGCUCAAUUGGGGCCGCAGCCCCACUCAUCGAUCCAAUGGUGGCUGGUGUUGCACCCGUCGUUGCGGCCAGCACCGUUCCGGGACCUCCAACGCCGCCCCAUUCCGGUGGUGGAACUCCCGCCCGUUCUAUGUCCAUCUCGGAACGAGCUCCUUCCAUCGAAUCACCGGGACAAAUUGAGUGGGCGAUCAAGGGUCCGGCUAAGCUAAAGUACACGCAGCUGUUCAACACAACUGAUCGCAACCGAAGCGGGUUCCUAACCGGUCCGCAGGCGCGCAACAUCAUGGUACAGACCAAACUACCCCAGGCACAGCUCGCACAGAUUUGGGCUCUUGCCGACAUGGACACGGACGGGCGACUAGGCUGCGAGGAGUUUGUGUUGGCCAUGUAUCUGUGCGAUAUGGCGGCGGCUGGCGAAAAGGUUCCAACUACGCUGCCACCGGACCUGGUUCCGCCUUCCUUCCGAAAGGCUUCGUCACGCCACGGAUCCGUGGUAGGUUCGAGGCACGGUUCCGUUUCAUCGCAAGGAGCCCCGGUAAAUGUCGCCGCAGUUGAGCUGGAUCCUUUGUCUGGAUUGCCACAAACAUCGUUCGAAGACAAACGGAAGGAAAAUUUCGACAAGGGACAAGCAGAGCUAGAAAGGCGACGAAAAGCGCUGAUGGAUAUCCAGAAGAAGGAACAGGAGGAGCGCGAACGCAAAGAGCGUGAGGAGCAGGAAAAAAUCCGCAAGGCUAAACUGGAGGCGGAACUCAAAAAGCAACAGGAACUAGAGAAGGAGCAGCAGCGUCAGCGUGAGCUUGAGCAGGAACGCGAAGAACAGCGCAAACGAGAGCUCGAGAAAAAGGAACUUGCACGAAAGGAACUGGAGAAGCAGCGCCAGCUCGAGUGGGAAACUCAAAAGAUAGCCGAAAUGCAACAGCACAGGCAGCGUGAGCAAGAGAACGUGCUCAAGCUUAAAGCCCAAAACCAAUCGCUCAGCGUGGAACUGAGCACGUUCAACGAGCGCAUCAAGGAACUGUCGCAAAAGAUCUGCGAUACGCGCGUCGGUGUUACGAACGUGAAGAGCACGAUUGAUGGCAUGCGCACUACGCGUGACACGCAAAUGGCGGAAAUGACACAGCUGAAGGCGAAGGUGAAGGAACAGAACCAACGGCUAGUGCAACUGAGCCAAGAGAAGGCGAAGCUGGACGCGAAGAACAAGGCGGGCGAGACGGAAAGUCAGCUGCAGUUCACCAACAAACAGAUCGUUAUACAGCAACUAAAAGACAAGCUGGAAAAUACUAAGCAACAGAUCGACCACAAAUCGACUGACAUCAACUUGAACCGAGAGCAACUGACCGAGCUGAAGUCUCAGCUAACAGACUUGAUCGAUGCGUGCGAGCAGUUGUACGGUGAAUACGAUAUGCAACGAAUUCAGAUCCUGGAAAUGAAGAAUAACCGCAAAAACGAAUCGUACACUAGCGCCUGGGAUACGGCGAACUCGUGGGGUGCUCCGGAUGUGGCAACGCAAGAGACGGUUAACCAAGCCGCGGCGGUGGUGACCUCCACCGGCGAAGAUGUGCAGACGCCUCCGGGUUACGUGAAGUACCGGGCAAUCUACGAAUUCAGCGCGAGAAACGGAGAUGAAAUAUCCUUCCAGCCGGGUGAUAUCGUGAUGGUGCCGCUAGAGCAAAACGCAGAACCGGGUUGGUUGGCGGGUGAAAUUAACGGCCAUACCGGUUGGUUCCCGGAAACGUUCGUCGAAAAGGUGGACACCAACCUGAACGUUGUCGAAGCAGUCCCGGAAACGAUAGCGUACAGCGAACCGGCAACAGAUUAUACCACCACCGCUCCCGUCGAUGAUUAUGUUGCACCGGUGGACGAAAACAUAGACAGCAAUGUUAACUGUUGCUAAUGUGUCGUUUCUUUCUCCAGGGCUACUUGCAAUGGGGACGUGGAGUACUACGUGGCUUGCUACGCGUACCAAUCAGCGGAAGCUGGUGAUCUCGUGUUCGAUGCCGGUGAAACUAUCGCCGUUUCCAAGAAGGAGGGUGACUGGUGGACAGGCACAAUCGGAAACCGCACGGGCAUUUUCCCAUCAAACUACGUUCAGAAGCAGGAAGGAGGUGUAAGUGGACAGAUUGCUUGUAGCGAAAUGUCGCUGUUUCAUUAAUUUCCUUUAUAACUGUUACUCCAGGAGCCGAUGAAUGGAAACCAGACCGCAUACAACGAGCAAACGACGCAUCAGGAGCAGAACCAGACGUACGAGCACGACGCAAAGCGGAAGCAAUCGACCACGGCCGGCAGCAAUACUCAGGACGCGGAAGAUGCUCGAAACCAGGCCGAGGCGGACUCGGAGGUAUCCCAGAUCAAUACUCAGCCGCCGGCGGGCGCUGCCGCUAACGAGGAAAACAUCCGUUACUCUUCAAUGUCUAUGACAUCGGCCACACCCAGCCUCCGGCGGAAGGGCGAAGUAGCACAGGUGAUCGCACCGUACGAGGCGACCAGCUCCGAACAGCUAUCACUCACGCGUGGCCAGCUGAUAAUGAUCAGAAAGAAGACCGAUUCCGGCUGGUGGGAGGGUGAACUACAGGCCAAGGGACGACGCCGUCAGAUCGGAUGGUUCCCGGCGACGUACGUGAAGAUUCUGCAAGGUGGACGAAACAGCGGCCGCAACACGCCGGUUUCGGCAAGCAAGGUUGAGCUGACGGAAACGAUUCUCGACAAAGUCAUCGCACUGUACCCGUACAAAGCACUGAACGAUGACGAGCUGUCCUUCGAGAAGGACGAUAUCAUUAGCGUGCUGGGUCGGGAUGAGCCGGAGUGGUGGCGUGGCGAACUGAACGGCACCACCGGUCUGUUUCCGAGCAACUACGUCGGCCCGUUCGUGUCGUCCGGUAAGAAGGGAAAAUCUCCCGCUACUAGUUAACGGCACACCAUCAUAUCCACCACCACAUCACUCUCGUACACUCGUAGAGCGUGUAGCGUUGCUUUCCUAGCCGAUUAGUGUCACGUUUCCUUGCGUUCGUUUAUUGUAAACUUCAUCAGCAAUCAUUCCGCUCGUAGGCGCUGCGCUACGCUCGAAUAGAGUGUGAUCCUCAGUGUGGUGGACGUUGUACCGAUCGUGCCUGAUCGAUUUCCUCUGCGAAAAAACGCAUGAAACGUCGAUUGUGCUAGUUUAGUUAAGCGUCCUUAUGGUAAACCUGUACUGGCCUUUAUAUGUUACCCUAUUUCUCUCUAUCUUAUUAUCCUUCUUUUGAUGUGAUGUUCGGUUGUUUUAUAAUUUGCAUAUUGUACCAUACUAAGUGAUAUCUAUACCACUCUCAGCAAGGUGGUAAAAGCGAAAACGUGGAAAAACACGGCGAAUGAUAUAACAUGUGUAUCCUUUGCUCAAAACCCACACUCCUAC
Messenger RNA from Anopheles nili, 3756 nucleotides. RefSeq names its product intersectin-1 (gene Dap160). Gene Ontology annotation, cellular component: plasma membrane; cytoplasm; intracellular vesicle. Gene Ontology annotation, biological process: endosomal transport; clathrin-dependent synaptic vesicle endocytosis. The record is from RefSeq and is a predicted model, not a curated record. Gene Ontology annotation, molecular function: protein binding; molecular adaptor activity; calcium ion binding. The transcript has 13 exons. Lineage: Eukaryota; Metazoa; Arthropoda; Insecta; Diptera; Culicidae.